CUAACAGCGCCCAUAAAAGCAGGGGCCGGGCGGGGUAAGCGUGAGCUUGCGCGAGGCAGGAGCGCUUGAGACUGGCGGGCGGGUGCUCGGGCCCGUUAGGCGGGGGGGCAGCGACCACUGGCCAUGGACGGCAAGAAGAAAAUCACAGCACCCCUUCUCUAUGCUGUUUCCAUUGCUGCCAUUGGAUCUCUCCAGUUUGGGUACAACACUGGUGUCAUCAAUGCUCCUGAGAAGAUCAUUCAGAACUUCUUCAACAGAACCUUGUCAGAACGGAAAGGGGAGGCUAUCUCCCCUGAGCUCCUCACCUCUAUGUGGUCUCUUUCUGUGGCUAUCUUCUCAGUAGGAGGUAUGAUCGGCUCCUUCUCAGUCAGCGUGUUUGCCAACAGAUUGGGCAGGAGGAACUCCAUGCUGCUGGUGAACAUCCUUGCCUUUGUUGGUGGCACUCUGAUGGCCUUCUCUAAGAUGGCAAAGGCAAUGGAGAUGCUGAUCAUUGGCCGCUUCAUUAUUGGCAUCUUCUGUGGUCUCUGCACUGGCUUUGUGCCCAUGUACAUCAGUGAGGUCUCACCCACCAGCCUCCGUGGAGCCUUUGGAACCCUCAACCAGCUAGGCAUUGUUGUAGGCAUCCUGGUGGCACAGAUCUUUGGCCUGCAGAGUAUUAUGGGAACUGAAGCACUUUGGCCACUACUUUUGGGAUUCACAAUCCUGCCAGCACUCCUGCAGUGUGUGGCUCUUCUUUUCUGCCCUGAGAGCCCCCGUUUCUUAUUGAUCAACAAGAUGGAGGAAGAGAAGGCACAAGCAGUUCUUCAGAAGCUCCGUGGUACACAAGAUGUGUCUCAAGACAUCCUGGAGAUGAAAGAAGAGAGUGCUAAAAUGUCCCAGGAAAAGAAGGCAACUGUGGCAGAGCUCUUUCGUUCUCCAAGCUACCGUCAAGCCAUUAUCAUAGCUAUCAUGCUGCAGCUCUCCCAGCAGCUCUCAGGCAUUAAUGCUGUAUUCUAUUAUUCUACAGGGAUUUUUGAAAGAGCUGGUAUCACACAGCCUGUGUAUGCCACAAUUGGAGCUGGUGUGGUCAACACUGUCUUCACUGUUGUGUCGCUGUUCCUGGUGGAGCGUGCAGGGCGCAGGACCCUCCAUUUAGUUGGUUUGGGUGGCAUGGCUGUGUGUGCUGCUGUUAUGACCAUCGCUUUAGCUCUGAAGGACAUUGUGGAGUGGAUCAGAUACAUCAGUAUUGUUGCCACUUUUGGCUUUGUGGCUCUUUUUGAGGUUGGCCCUGGCCCUAUCCCCUGGUUCAUCGUGGCAGAACUCUUCAGCCAGGGCCCACGGCCUGCAGCCAUGGCAGUGGCUGGUUGUUCCAACUGGACCUCUAAUUUCUUGGUGGGAAUGCUCUUCCCGUAUGCAGAGAAAUUAUGUGGCUCCUAUGUCUUCCUCAUCUUCCUUGUUUUCCUGGUCAUCUUCUUUGUCUUCACAUUCUUCAAAGUGCCAGAGACCAAGGGCAGGACUUUUGAAGACAUCUCCAGGGGCUUUGAAGGACGAGCAGAAGCCAGGCCCACAUCACCUGUGGAGAAGAACCCCAUGGUAGAGAUGAACAGCAUACAGCCUGACAAAGAAGUUGCCUAAAAUUCAUGACACCCUUUCCUUGACAAGUGUCAUUAAAGGAAUGAGCAAAGAAAACUAUGAGAACUGGGACAUUUUUCCCCUUCCUCAAUUGCUGCUAUUUUCGUCUUUGCAUCCACAUACUCUGCCAUUCUGCCAGGCAUUAAGCAAACUGGAUGUGGGUGAUCCCAUUUUCAAGUACUGAAAGGCACCUGGCACUUGUAAUUACGCUUUUCCCUGUCACAAACAUCAGGAGAACAGAGAAGAGCUAGUAAUAUUUCUGCUUUUCUCACCUGUAACUGCUAUUUGGGGUUAACAUUACCUACGCACGCAGUGACUGUUACGUAUUUAAAUCUAGUUAUUUUUGUAGUGAGUUGAAGUGACCCACUAAACACGUCCCCAGCCCUUUGAAUCUACUGUGUGCGUGUGUGCAGUGUUACACUGGAAUUCAAGUCUACCAAAAAGCCAUCUCCUUGCUUUUUUUUUUCCUAUCCAGUGUGCACUUUUUUCAGCCUCAGGAAACAGGGGACCAAGUUACAUGCAUAUUUUUUCCUGCUCUUUUAUUUUUUGUAUAGACAGACUGAAAGCAUACUUUUACUUAAGUUUAUUUAUUUGUAUGUCACUUUGUAAAUAUUUAUUUUUUUAAUGGUGUACAGAAAUGUACAGAUCAUGAAAUUUAAGAUGUUUAAGAGAAAUAGCUAUUGUAACAAAAGAUGCUGUAGACUUGAGGUGGUGCAAUAAGACUGUAAAGGAGAAAGGUGGUACUAAAGAGGAGAUUGGGCCUUUGGAUGGUAUGUACAAACAGCCAGUUAUGUGGGUCACCUUUAGGUUAUUUGUGCCCUCUAGUAUGCAAUUCUUUGAAUCUAUUUCUGAUGAGAAGAGGUAUGUUUGUCCACCAGAUCUGUUAUUUGGGAUGGUUUGGGUGACAAUUUUAAAUGUAUUUCCAGGUGUUGAUUGGAAAGUGUGGUAUUGCAGCAAAUGAGUGGUGUUUGUUUUCAGUCAUGGUUAAGUGUUUUAUGGGAUGAGUGAGAGUGAUAGUUGUGAACCAGAAGGUAACUUCCUGCCUUCUUGAUUUUACUUUUUUGCCUUCUCUACUGUAUUCAGUUUGGUCAGAAAGUCUGAAAUUUGCAGAUUGUUACUUCAAAGUAUGCAAGGACAAAAAUUUAUUUUCCAAAGCUGUAUUUUCUUAGCCAUUGCUCUUAUAAAUAUUAGAGAGGCAUGUAGCGUGACCCUUCUAGACACAGGCAUAGUCAGUUAUGGCAUGUAUGAGUUCAUAAAGAUGGAGCCUUUAUGAACUCUGGGCCUGGGGACCAGAGCUACUGGAACUCACUUAGUGUAGCAGUGUGAAAGUCUUGUAGUGCUCUGUCCAACCAUAGACAGAUACUUUGCGCUAUGUGUGAUAUAUAGAAGAUUUGUGUGAUGUGAUGCUCACCAGUGUGCAGCAUGCUGUGUGUAUGUGUACAGCUUUGUAAAAUGCCUCUGGUAAAAGGGAAAUGGCAGACAGUAGCUUUGACAGUAGCUUUACACCAGUAAAUGUCUGUCUCUCUGCUUGUCAUACUGGAAGGCAAUCAGGUAUGUAUAGACCUACCCUUGCUGCCAAGCUAGCAUGCUUAAGGAAAGCAAAAAGUAGCUCAUACGGUACACUUGCAAUCGGGAGAACUUUGCUUCAUAGGCUGCUGCGAUCUGUCAAGAAACACACUCCAGGCCUGUGUCUAGAGCUGCCCAAGCUAUCUAAAGGUGGUACAGAGGUAGGUCCGAUUUGGACUCAUGCUGGAGUCAUUGUGGGAUAUGGUACAGAGGUAGGUUCACAGAUUCCAAGGUGAGUUAGGGGAAUAACAGCAAAGUUGUUGCAGCAUGAAUAAUAGCCCAAGCUUUCUUGACAACAUACUGCUUCGGAGCAGGUCGCAGAUGUUCCUGUUGUAUAUUCUGGGGGGACAUCCUGGCAUUUUCAGUAACUAGAAUGAGAACACUUCUACCUUCCCUAAAGAUAAACAGUCACAAUGAUCAGUAAGACUUGCUGCUGUGAAAUAAUUCAUGUGACUUCAUUUGGUAUACCCCUCUGCACAAUCGAAUCCUAUUACAUCCAGUUUUCCCUAGCAGUUUUCAUAUUUUGGCUCGGUUUUAUACAGAUUUUGUUCCUACCUUUUGACUUUCCAGCACUUCUAGACAUAGUUCUAUAAGGGCAUCUAUAUACUAGGAGUUUCCCCCUUCAGCUGUGCAUAAGAGUGUUCCAUACUUUGCAUCACAGAUCUGUAUUGGCUUGGACUGAAAUGUGUAGGUCUUUCUAACUAUACAUGGUAUCUUUGUUAGUUUCUUUUUCUGUAACUGCAUUGUGAAUAUUUUGGAUGGGUUUUAUAUGCUUAGUAAUGUUCCUGUUUUUAAAAUAAAAAUUAUAGGACUAAG
Messenger RNA from Cuculus canorus (common cuckoo), 3993 nucleotides. Its product is annotated as solute carrier family 2, facilitated glucose transporter member 3. Lineage: Eukaryota; Metazoa; Chordata; Aves; Cuculiformes; Cuculidae. Bases 124 to 1614 code for a protein of 496 amino acids. The record is from RefSeq and is a predicted model, not a curated record. Gene Ontology annotation, biological process: D-glucose transmembrane transport. The transcript has 10 exons. Gene Ontology annotation, cellular component: membrane.